Messenger RNA from Gossypium raimondii (Peruvian cotton), 1238 nucleotides. RefSeq names its product ATP-dependent Clp protease proteolytic subunit 6, chloroplastic. Gene Ontology annotation, molecular function: ATP-dependent peptidase activity; ATPase binding; serine-type endopeptidase activity. The transcript has 9 exons. Gene Ontology annotation, cellular component: endopeptidase Clp complex. The record is from RefSeq and is a predicted model, not a curated record. Gene Ontology annotation, biological process: protein quality control for misfolded or incompletely synthesized proteins. Lineage: Eukaryota; Viridiplantae; Streptophyta; Magnoliopsida; Malvales; Malvaceae. The coding region runs from base 211 to 1032 and encodes 273 amino acids.
UAAUAGAAGUUCCUAAAAAAACCUAUGGGUCAAGCCGUAACCCAGAAACAAUGUCACCUGCUUCAGCUGUAAGCCAGUAACCGCGAUUCUCGUCGCCCUUGCUAUCACCUGCAAAUAACUCUCCCUCCCUUCGUCCGAAUUUCUCUGAAAAAAAUCUCAAAUUCCCUUAUUUGGGUUGAUAUAUAGUAUUAUAUAUAUAUAUUUACAAGAAUGGUAGCUUCGCCUAUUUCAGCUUCUUUCAAUCUCUCUCUCUGUACUCAAACCAGACCCACUUCUAUUUCAUCCCUUUCUCCCAGAAACUCGACGAAGUUGAUAGUCUCUGCAUUGCCAUCCCCUUAUGGAGACUCUUCUACAAUGGGGUUAUCUAGUAGAACUGCUGGGCUUCCUAUGAAGAUCAACAAGAAGGGCUUACUUGAAUCCAAUCCAAGCUACGAUGCAAUACAAGCUAAAACGGGGAAUCCACCUGUGAUGCCAGCAGUAAUGACUCCAGGGGGGCCUUUGGACCUUUCAACUGUGUUAUUCCGAAAUCGUAUCAUCUUCAUUGGGCAACCAGUCAAUUCACAGGUUGCUCAAAGAGUUAUAUCACAGCUUGUGACUUUGGCAACUGUUGAUGAAAAUGCGGAUAUUCUGGUGUAUUUGAACUGCCCUGGCGGAAGCACCUAUUCAGUCUUGGCAAUCUACGAUUGCAUGUCUUGGAUAAAGCCAAAGGUGGGCACAGUUUGUUUCGGAGUAGCUGCAAGCCAAGGAGCUCUCCUUCUUGCUGGUGGAGAGAAGGGAAUGCGUUAUGCAAUGCCUAACGCUCGUAUUAUGAUACAUCAACCACAAAGUGGAUGUGGAGGUCAUGUUGAAGAUGUCAGGCGCCAAGUGAAUGAAGCGGUUCAAUCUCGCCAUAAAAUCGACAAAAUGUAUGCGGCUUUCACCGGCCAACCACUUGAAAAAGUGCAACAAUACACAGAGAGGGACCGCUUCUUAUCUGUUUCUGAGGCUAUGGAGUUUGGACUCAUAGAUGGUGUGCUUGAAACAGAAUAUUGAACUCAGUUUGGGGGUUUUUUAAGUCCUCCAUUGCAAUGCUGCUAUUCAUUUGCCACAAAUGAUAUUCUAGAGCUUACUUUCAUAGUUAAUGGAGACUUUAACAUUGUUAUGAAUUGGCAUGUAUAGACUUACAGACCAAGUAUUUGAAAUUAUGAUUUUUGUUUCGGUCUCUUAGAAGGAUAGUAAAAGUUGUGUGUUAAAAUGAA